UUAACGAUCUCUGCUGGUUAGGGUUCAGCCUCAGUUUUGGCAGUGACAUAUAAGGCUACUUCCUUGGUAGCAGUUUAUAUAAACCUGUCAGAGUUUGAGCAGAGAGACCUCUGCUGCAGAUUCGUCCUCAGCCAACUGGACAGCUUUGAGAAAGUUCUCAAGACAACGAUGGAGACCAACACUACCCCUUUCUAUCACAACAACACAAAUGUAUUUGGAAAUUACUCAGACGAGUAUGCUCAACUGAGAAAGUCUCUCAACAUCAUGUCUGUCGUUGUUUACUGCCUGGCCUUCGUUCUUGGUGUGCUUGGGAAUGGAGUGGUUAUCUGGGUGACCGGGUUCAAGAUGAAGAAAACAGUAAAUAUAGUUUGGUUCCUCAACCUUGCUGUGGCCGACUUCCUCUUCACAGCAUUCCUCCCCCUGAGUGUGACCUACACAGCCAUGGAUUUCCACUGGCCUUUCGGCAACUUCAUGUGCAGAGUUAAUUCCACCAUAACCUCCCUGAACAUGUUUGCCAGUGUCUACAUCCUGAUGGUGAUCAGUGUGGACAGAUGUGUGUCUGUGGUGUGGCCUGUCUGGGCCCAGAACCACCGAAAUAUACGCACAGCAUCUUAUGUGAGUCUAGGUGUUUGGGUACUGGCUCUGACUCUCAGCGCUCCAUACUUCAUCUUCAGGGAUACUUUUACGUAUAGUGAAAACACCACCCUCUGCUUCAACAACUUUGCUCUUUCUGAUGAUUAUGAAACACCAUCUGUGAUUGAGCUACGAAAUUUCCGUCAUCAGGCCAUGACCAUCACUCGCUUCCUCCUGGGAUUUGUUGUUCCCUUCACUGUCAUUGUCUCCUGUUACGCUGUGAUAAUCCAUCGUCUCAGGAGGAACUGCAACCUGGCCAGCAAGUCGAGUCGCCCCUUUAAGAUCAUCGCUGCUGUUAUCACCACUUUUUUCCUGUGCUGGGCUCCUUUUCACAUCGUGCUCUUAAUAGAGUUAGUUAAUUUCACGGGUUCUCAAACAUUCGGCUAUGUCCUCUCUAUUGUUAUACCUAUAGCCACCAGCUUGGCCUUUCUCAACAGUUGUCUGAACCCACUGCUGUAUGUGUUCAUGGGCCAAGAUUUUAAGGAUAAAGCCCGCAAAUCCAUCCUGAAUGUAUUGAAGACUGCCUUCCAGGAAGAGGAGACACACUCUCACACUGACACAAAGACAGCAGACACCAGUCAGACCAAUGACAAGUCAGCUCUUAGCACUGCGGUGUAAGGGUGUCCAAGACAAGAAGAGACAAAUACUGAAACUUUACAUAGAAAAUCAAAUAAAGUUUGUUUUUUUCUUUUGCUUUUAAUGCCUUUUUUGUGAAUUUUGCUGUAUUUUUGGCUAAGUGAUCAGGUCUAUCAAAGAGUGCUGCCUUUUAACUACAUCAACAGUAUUUACACAAUUUGAUGCAACAGACUGAUGGUAAUAUUGUACAAUAAAAUGUGAUGCCUUUUGUGUGAUAAACUUUUGCUGAACAAGGUUGUAGUGGGAUGUUUUCUAUAAUACAGCACAAAUGUCUACAUGAGAUUGACACUGUCCUGUCAUUGACUCUCUUGGACUCUCCUGGACUCCCAGCAGUGUCUUGAAUCUGUACCAUAACAGAGCUCAAAAGGGUGAAAUGCAAUAAAAUGCAAUAUCCUGGAAAAAA
This is a messenger RNA of Seriola dumerili (greater amberjack), 1672 nucleotides long. RefSeq names its product chemokine-like receptor 1. NCBI's taxonomy places the organism in Eukaryota, Metazoa, Chordata, Actinopteri, Carangiformes, Carangidae. The transcript is spliced from 2 exons. Gene Ontology annotation, molecular function: G protein-coupled receptor activity; complement receptor activity. The record is from RefSeq and is a predicted model, not a curated record. Gene Ontology annotation, cellular component: plasma membrane. Gene Ontology annotation, biological process: positive regulation of cytosolic calcium ion concentration; complement receptor mediated signaling pathway; phospholipase C-activating G protein-coupled receptor signaling pathway. The coding region runs from base 169 to 1251 and encodes 360 amino acids.